AUGAGUGUAUUAAGUAAGGUAUUUGUUGUAGUUGCUAUAAUUCAAUUGAUGCAUUCUGGAUUUUCCAGUUCUGAAUUCCAUAGAUUAGUUAGAUCACAAAGUAUAAAUAGUUCCAGGUAUGUUGGUGUUACAUUACCAUUAGAUAUUAAAUUAGAGGCAUAUAUUGGAAUGAUACUGUUCACAAUUGGUAUUUUCAUGUCAUUUGAAAAG
Molecule: messenger RNA, 210 nt
Organism: Vanderwaltozyma polyspora DSM 70294
Lineage: Eukaryota; Fungi; Ascomycota; Saccharomycetes; Saccharomycetales; Saccharomycetaceae
Gene: EMC5
Product: Emc5p
Exons: 1
Biological process (GO): protein folding in endoplasmic reticulum
Cellular component (GO): EMC complex
Source: RefSeq, a predicted model, not a curated record